Molecule: messenger RNA, 2107 nt
Organism: Harmonia axyridis
Lineage: Eukaryota; Metazoa; Arthropoda; Insecta; Coleoptera; Coccinellidae
Product: sensory neuron membrane protein 1-like
Exons: 8
Coding region: 48-1718 (556 amino acids)
Cellular component (GO): membrane; cytoplasm
Molecular function (GO): scavenger receptor activity
Source: RefSeq, a predicted model, not a curated record
GUGUGCUAUUGUUUGACGUGUCCAAUAUCAUUGUAAAUUUAUAGGGGAUGAAGUUCGGAAAAUCCAAAGAUCUGUUAUUUUACUUUUUUCCUCAGUUGCGAGUGGCGAAAUUUUCUUUUGAUUUCCUCAAGUGUUCCUACUAUUUAUAUAGGAAUAGAAAAAAAAUGAAAUUUGCUGUCAAGCUGAUGGUAUCGGCAGUUGCAGCUUUUUUCUUCAUUUUAAUUUUUGGAUUUUUAAUUUUUCCAAGAGUGAUAAAAGGAAAAAUCAAAUCGAUGACUCCAGUGGUACCAGACAGCGAUAUGAGGAAAAUGUUCACCAAAGUGCCUUUUGGUUUAGACUUCAAGAUAUAUUUGUUCAAUGUUACUAAUCCAAUGGAUGUCCAGAAGGGUUCCAAGCCAAAGUUAGUUGAAGUUGGACCUUUUUGUUAUUCAGAAUGGAAAGAAAAAAUUGAUAUUUCUGAUAAUCCCAAAGAGGACACGAUGGUUUACAAACCUAUGGAUACGUUUUUCAAAGAACACUGGACUGGCUGCUUGACUGGCGAAGAAGAAUUGACCAUUCUACAUCCUCUCAUGGUGGGUAUGGUAAACACAGUUUCUCGUACUAAACCAGCGAUGCUAUCUCUGAUCAGCAAGGCAGUUAACGCUAUUUAUCGAAAACCAUCAUCAAUUUACCUGACAGCUAAGGCAAAUGAAAUCUUGUUCGAUGGUGUUGUAAUUGACUGUGGUAUUACCGAAUUUGCAGCCAAAGCUGUCUGCACCCAGCUGCAGCAAUCACCAGAUCUUCGACAUGUUUCCGAUACCGAGCUUGCUUUCUCUUUGAUAGGACCUAAAAACGCUACCCCUGGAAAAGUCUUCAAGAUUUACAGAGGCGAAAAAAAAAGUAGAAAUUUGGGUCUUAUUUUGGAGUAUGAUGGUAAAAAACGAAUGGAUGUAUGGCCCACAAAGGAGUGUAAUACGUUUGGCGGAACUGACGGAACUAUAUUUCCUCCAUUUCUCAAGAAGGAAGAAGGACUGGAAUCGUUUUCGCCAGACCUUUGCAGAUCCUUAGUUGCCAAGUAUGAAAAGAAUACCAAGUAUGAUGGAAUCCCAGUAUGGCUUUAUACAGCUUCUCUCGGAGACAUGUCGAAGAAUGCUGAUGAAAAAUGCUUCUGCCCCACAAAUGAAACAUGUCUUAAAAAAGGGAUGAUGGAUCUGUUUAAAUGUAUCGGUGUUCCUAUAUACGUCUCACUGCCACAUUUUUACGACUCUGAUGAAAGUUACCUCAGAGCUGUUGAAGGUUUACACCCUUCGAAAACGCUUCAUGGCAUAGAAAUUUAUUUCGAACAUAUGACAGGAGGACCAGUUUCGGCUAGAAAAAGGUUGCAGUUCAAUAUGCCGAUAGAGCCAAUACCUAAAAUAGCUAUUUUUAACGAUCUUCCGACUCUUGUACAUCCAAUAUUUUGGGUCGAAGAGGGAGUCUCCUUGAACGAUACAUUCACCAAGCCGAUUAAGAAUCUCUUCACAAUUUUAAAAGUGGUGAAAAUAAUCAAAUGGAUUAUAUUGAUGGCAUCCUUAGUGGGAAUUGUAAUUGCUGCUUAUUUGAUGUAUAAGAACUCCGUUACUCUCAAUUUGAACUCUGUCCAUAAGGUCCAACCUUCAGAUGGAGCAUCGCCAGCUGAUGGCCUUGGUGAAAAUGAAAAAUCUAACCAUUUCAAUCAUGAUUUAGAUAAUGUAAAUUGAGUUGAUUAUUUGACCUGGAUUGUUGAUCUUUCUGAAAUGUCGUCAUAUGUUGUUUUCUCAGUAGUAUUUUUUACAUUGGGAUCAAAUUUCUUUAUAUGACCCUAAGCAUUAAUUAUGUUAGAUACUUUAAACUACUUAGUUCAGGCUUAGUUUAUUUUAUUAAUUUGUACGAAUCUUAUUUUCUAUUCGUGAAUUUGAAAUUAUUCAGUAAGUAAGUAAGAUCGAAUAAUAUCGACAACCUACAUUUACAUAGACCCUGUCCAGGCAUUAUUUUUUCAUUAUUGAGAAUUUAUAUUUGAUUAUUAUCGAGAAUAUAUAUUGAAUAGGUCUAUAUAUAAUUACUGGGAAUGUUUUUUGUCCCGACAUAUUUGAAAUUUCUCACUUUCCAU